AUGAAAGUGCUGCGGCUGCUGCCGGUGAUGUUGUCCACGGCCCUUGCGUGUAUGGGUGGAGAGCACUAUCAUCUCGAGGAUUGCCACGCGAGGCGAACUGACGUCCGAGUUGAGAGCAUCCUUUUUAUGCUCCUCGUCGCCGUCCUCUCGAGUUUUGUGGUCUUUGGCAUCUCGUGGGCUUGUGGUUUGUGGGAGAUGCGGCGCUGCCCCACUCUGGCUGUGGCGGCGCUUCCCUUUAUGUUCACCGUGGCCAUAUGCAUCGUGCUUCCUUUUCCUCUUAUUCAUACUAUCCCUCUGGAUGUGCACCAUCGGGAAGAUGCAAGAGAUUGCUAUCUGCUGGCGAAUUCGGAGUUGGCCUUUGCUGUGGGGGGGACGUACAUAUAUGCGAUUACCAUGGCGUUGUCUUGGGCUUGCCUGUCUGUUGCCCUGGCCUGGCGGUAUCAGGUUCCCGCACCAGAAAGAGCGGAACUGGGCAAUCGUGCCGUGAGAUACUGGGUUGCUGCUAAGGAGCUUAAACUCAGUUCUCAUAAUGGGGUUAUAAGGUACAUACUGGAGUUUCUUUACGAUAGUAACUUCAUUAGAGUCCGCUAA
This is a messenger RNA of Symbiodinium necroappetens, 591 nucleotides long. Lineage: Eukaryota; Dinophyceae; Suessiales; Symbiodiniaceae. The record is from the annotation of a GenBank genome assembly.